UACAGUAUAUUAUGUGGGUAAAGUGGUUUAAAACAACAGCCUUCUUCUUUUUCCCACUGAAGGUUAGCCAAAGACAUGCACACAGGUAAACCGUUAUCCUCACACGCGCGCGCGCUCAUCAUAUCUUUGUUCAGACGAUGAAUAAAUAAAUGACGAUAAAUGCGACGAAAAGACACACAUACGCAUCCUCCCAAAUGCGAAUAGCAAGAUCAAAUGUUGUUCUUGUAACUCGCCCCAGCUCAGGCAGGGUUGAGCUAAUUGUAGCCUAAUCCUGCCCCGGGGCGUUUGGAGAGCCUUGAGCAAGAAUUCUUGUUCAGCUGUCCUCUGUUAUUCGGGCUGGAACGCUGUGCCUUCAACGCACUCUCACGCUUCAACAAAAAAGGAGCAAGAAAGAAAAAAAGCGAGGCUAAGACACGCCACCAUCGAUCUCAUGUUUUAAAGAGGGCUGAAGAUACAUUUACAGCUAUGUCUUCCAAGGAGGGAAGGAGUAUGUCUCGGCUGUCUUUGACCCGGUCCCCAGUGUCUCCUCUGGCCGCUCAGGGAAUCCCACUGCCGGCUCAGCUCACUAAAUCCAACGCUCCAGUCCACAUUGACGUAGGCGGACACAUGUACACCAGCAGUUUGGCCACCCUCACCAAAUACCCAGACUCCAGAAUCAGUCGUCUGUUUAACGGCACCGAACCGAUUGUUUUGGACAGUCUGAAGCAGCAUUACUUUAUUGACCGAGAUGGAGAGAUAUUCCGCUACAUCCUGAGCUACCUGAGAACCAGCAAACUGCUUCUUCCUGAGGACUUUAAGGAGUUCCAGCUGCUGUACGAGGAGGCUCGCUAUUACCAGCUGACGCCCAUGGUGAAAGAGCUAGAGCGCUGGAAGCAGGAGCGGGAGCAGCGGCGGUCGGCUCAGCCCUGCGAGUGCCUGGUGGUGCGGGUGACUCCUGACCUGGGCGAGAGGAUUGCUGUCAGUGGAGACAAGUCUCUUAUAGAGGAGAUUUUCCCAGAGACAGGAGACGUCAUGUGCAAUUCAGUCAACGCCGGCUGGAACCAGGACCCGACCCAUGUUAUUCGCUUCCCACUGAAUGGCUACUGCAGGCUCAACUCUGUGCAGGUCCUGGAGAGACUGUUUCAGAAAGGCUUCAGCAUGGUGGCGUCAUGCGGCGGAGGCGUGGAUUCCUCCCAGUUCAGCGAGUACAUCCUGAGUCGGGAGGACAGACGGUGUCAGACCAGCCACACACCCAUCAGGAUAAAACAGGAGCCUCUGGACUAGCCAGCUUUGGCACCAACCAUGAACACCUCAGUCUGCUUUCGAAAAAAAAAAAAAAUGUCAGCAGACAAACAGAAGACUUAAUUUGCCAGAAAAAGUUUGCUUCAACUCUUUGGACUCAAAGAGGACUGAAAUCUUAGUAAAUGUACGAGUAAUUUCAUCCAAGAUCCCAAAUCUCCUUCAACAGAUGCUUUACAAAUCCAAGCGAGUCACAGGAUGGCUUUUCAGCUACUGACCUCGAGUUGAACUUUCCGGCUCCAGUCAUGAAAAAUGCAUUCACUGAUCUCUAUUUCCACAGUACAGAAGAACCAUGUCAUAACUCCGCCGUUGUUUGUGCGCGCAAAAAGAGGAACUCUACAAGGAAGUUGUGUUUGUGGCAAAUUCACCUUCCAGCUAGAACACUUUCAAAUGAUGCACCAGUCAGAUCUCCAAGCUCUGGGGCAAAAUUAACUACGAAAUACAAAGUCUGUACUCUGAUCCAUUUUUAAUCUCGAUAUCUAAUGUUCUCAUUUUCCAGUCUCAUCUAUGUAAAUCAGUUCUUUUAUGACCUACAGGUUUAUUGCUGUUGUCUCGCUACAUGAAGGAUAUGAGAGCAGUUCUCAGAAGUCAUUUGGUUGUAAGUGCGGUCUGGAGUUGGCCGUGUAGAGGCUUUGACUUGAGGCUACAGCGGACAGUCUGCUAAUGCAUUCAGUGCUGGGCAAAGAGGCUUUUUAUUCGAGCAUGUCUAAAGGGAAACCUGGACUCAUAUGGAAGAGCUUUUCUGAUGGCAACUUUCUUUUGGGUGCCCAUUUUGUUUUCACGACUAGCCCUGAAUGUACCAGUUAAUACCAGUGAUUAUAUAAGAUUUAAGUGAACAAUUACAAGCAAAUAUCUUUAGAUAUGUAAAUCCUUUGGUCCCACAUGCUCCCCCUGCCCCGAGCUAGAUCCAAACCAGUGUUUCUCUACACUAACUAGCGACUUGCUGGUUUUUAGCAUCUUUGUUCAUCUCUGGAGAUCAAAGGAGUAAAGUUGAUUUCAAUUACUUCCUCAAACCUCAUUCCCAUCUGGGUCACGGCACCACUAUUACUCCUCUGCUUCAAAUCUACUAGUCCAGGUGAGACUGAACCAGCAUUUUUAUCUUGGUAAGUGGCAAGAGUAACAAGUGGGGUCUCUUGAAGCAAGGAAAGUAAGUCUAAUCACACAGCUCCUUCUAGUUCACCACUGUUACAGUGCCCCCAAAAACACAUCUGGGUCACGGCACCAACAUAACCCCUUUGUUUCUACUCUCCUGCUCAAAGUAGAAUUUGAACCAGUGGUUUUAAAAUUAGAGGAGACAUUAACAGUGGGCUUAAGACGGCAGAAUCAGUUGCAUAGACAGCUCCUACAAGUUGGUCUGUGUUACAAAUUAAAUGACGUGUGCGUCCAAGACAACUUGUUUGAUGAAAGCAAUGAGAUUAGUCAGAUAGUUAAUGAAUGCAGCACUUUCAGGGGGCACUGCUUGGACCGGAGAUGAAGGGGAUUACUGUGCCCCCUUGAGGCCUGGAGACUGAGGGGCUACGGGUCAGACGUCUCUCCAGGAGUUAAGGUCACUUUCCCACAAUCUCUUUUGCUCACUCUCCCUUAGCAAAACAACGCAAUCAGAGCCACUUGGAGAGAGACUGAGGGAGAAUAAACUUGAAAGGUUAACUCGGCAGGCUUGUAAACAGACUGAAUUGCAUAAUGUGUUGUAAAAAGACACAGUUAAUAAGAUGGCUUUUUAAGGCUCUCGGCCUUGUCAUUUCAAAAGGAAGGGUCAUGGAUAUUUUGUUAUGCUAUUUGGUUGUCUUAAAUGGCCAACUUUUUUUUUUCCUGCUACGUGUUCAGUUUUUCAAACAUUGUACAUAAAGGCUCACAGACGCUUCACAGGUCCUCCUGAAUGCAUUUCGCUGCCGUGCAACUGUCAUUUUGGGUUUUGAUUUCAUGGACAAUUUACAAAGACGAUCUUGUCUCCAGCGCAUUGAUGGUCAGAGAAGAUGUUACCUAAAUCUUUAAUUUAAAUACUGCUCUAAUGGAUGUUGUGUCAAGAUGUAUAUUGCAGUACGGUCCAAAUGUAUAUUAUUUAAAUAAAACUUUUUUUUGUAAUGGAUUAUUAUUGAUAUGAAUCAUAGUGGUAUGUCAGGCAUGUGUUUAUUCGAAUUGUCACAUUCUUUUUGUAAUCAGUGUUGAUAAAUGAACUUUUAAUAAAUUGUUGAAGUUCUUCCCCUAUUUUAAA
Danio rerio (zebrafish) is the source of this 3490-nucleotide messenger RNA. NCBI's taxonomy places the organism in Eukaryota, Metazoa, Chordata, Actinopteri, Cypriniformes, Danionidae. The record is from RefSeq and is a predicted model, not a curated record.